CCGACAUGAGGCUGAGACCGUGACUUUAUCAGAGCCUUUAGGCGAAAGACAUGGCCCACAUUCACGGUGUUUAUUAGAGGCGACAUGUUAGCCCGCUGUUCACGCGACAAACCGGAUAUAUCACGGGCGUUAACGUUAGCUUUUAGCACAAACUUUGGCGUCUGUCGAUGUAAGCUAACCUGGACACCUCGACGAUAGACUUUAAACUUGUUUUAUGGCGACACGUAGCUAGUUCACGGUUACAGCCUGACUUUAGCUCACAGCACAGUCAGGUUGUUUUCACUUGUAGAUAAAAGCUGACUCGACCCGUCGGAGAGCUUUGGCUAAUAUUUGGGUUGAAGCAGACCCAUUUCAUUAAAGAGCCCAUGUAGCUGGGCAGGCUAAACCUUUGGCCGCCAGUGUUUGUUUGUUUGGUACCACAUGACACCUGUGUUGUAGCAAACAUUAACACAAGCUAGCGUUAAAAAAACACCUGAAAAUAAAGCUCAGUGUUAAUAAUUCAUUUACUUUGCAGCUUAUAGCAGCUUCACACAGUCUGACCUAACGGAGCAUAUGAAGCCUUGUUUUUGGUCUGGCAUUAAUCUUGACGACAAAGUAAAAUAGGAUAAAAUGGAUGUUGAAGCAGGACCAGUGAUUGCAUGCAGCCAGAGAGAGAAGACAAGAUCCUACAAAGACCUGAUGAUGGAUGUCGAGAAGCUGGAAGAACCAAAUUUGGCUUCUGAAGACUGCAACACCAAGAAGCUUUACAAUGUGGGCCCUGGGGCUGUGCUGGAACCAGAGGGCUCGAUCAACAAAAAAAAGAAAAACUGUGGUGAUAGUGGAGUUGAGCCUGAGCUUUAUGGACUCGAGUCCUCUAGCGUCCUCCCUGAAUAUCCAGUCUGUGUGCCACGAGACAGAUGGGAAGAAAAAGGAGAAGAGGACAUCAACUUGUUGCAUUCAUGUUGUACAGCAGAGGGCAGCAUUGAUCAGACGAGCCCAAGCUCCAUGUCAGAGUACUGGGUGUAUUUAGAUAACCAGCACAACAUGGCAGACUGUCCUGAAACCAGGACCAUCACCCCUCCUGUCACUCCAGUCACCCAAAAGUCUUGUCCGUUCAUACCUGUUCCAACUUCAGCGACGGCCAUUGCUUCUGCAGUGAGCUCUGUAGUUAACCCCAUGAUGCCCAGCCCCAUGACUGACACCAGUAGUCCCAUUAGUUCUAUGUGCAGUCCCACUAGUUCAGCCUGGGACGCUCUCAGAUCCACAUCCAGGAGUCCUGGCUGCUGUGGCCAGGAUCCUGUCAGUGCUGCAGCUCACUUACACCUGCUAGGGGAGUCCUUGUCCCUGAUUGGACAUCAUCUUCAGGAGACAAGUAAAAUGGUGAGCGUGUCGAGUAGCCUGUCUCUGCUCUUGGACUCUCUGCUGUGCGCCCUGGGGCCUUUAAUCUGCCUCACGACACAGAUACCAGAGCUGAGGAGCUGCAAUCAACACACACUGGCCUCCACUCUGGAAAACAUUGCUUAUGUGAUGCCUGGGUUGUGAGGGAAGAUGAAGACCACACUCGCAGCACACUGCAGCUUUCAGCACCCUCUAACAUUCUGAAAGACACUGUAGGACAGAGUACACCUGUAAAACAACUCCACAAUCCAUUUUGUUAAAAGAAUAUUUGUUUGCAUUAUAAA
Molecule: messenger RNA, 1661 nt
Organism: Plectropomus leopardus (leopard coralgrouper)
Lineage: Eukaryota; Metazoa; Chordata; Actinopteri; Perciformes; Serranidae
Gene: hmgxb4b
Product: HMG box domain containing 4b
Source: RefSeq, a predicted model, not a curated record